AAAUAACCGCGAGUCAUCAAGUACAGGGCAGAUUGUCUUCAGCUAGAUCUGCCUCUCUCUCCCCUUCUCGCUUUUCACCCUGUCGCUCCGUAAGCGUUUAAAAUAUGGGGUUGUCCUUUACAAAGCUUUUCAGCCGGCUCUUUGCCAAGAAGGAGAUGCGUAUCCUUAUGGUGGGUCUAGAUGCAGCUGGUAAGACCACUAUAUUGUAUAAACUUAAGCUGGGAGAGAUUGUUACUACCAUUCCUACUAUUGGAUUUAAUGUGGAGACCGUUGAGUACAAAAACAUAAGCUUUACCGUGUGGGAUGUUGGUGGCCAGGACAAGAUUCGUCCACUAUGGAGACACUAUUUCCAGAAUACGCAAGGGCUUAUCUUUGUUGUUGACAGUAAUGAUCGAGAUCGUGUUGUUGAGGCUAGGGAUGAGCUUCACCGUAUGCUGAAUGAGGAUGAAUUGAGGGAUGCUGUGUUGCUUGUGUUUGCAAACAAGCAAGAUCUUCCUAAUGCUAUGAAUGCUGCUGAGAUUACUGACAAGCUUGGUCUUCACUCACUCCGUCAACGUCACUGGUAUAUCCAGAGUACUUGUGCCACAUCUGGAGAAGGGCUGUAUGAGGGAUUGGACUGGCUCUCAAACAACAUUGCAAACAAGGCAUAGAAGGUAAAGUGAGUGCCAUCAUCUUUUUGAACAUUUAUCUAUAUAUAUUGGUUUUACUGGCCAGAUUAGGUUGGCUCUAAGUUUGCAUUUUAUUCUCCCCUAAAUUGUUGUGAACAAACUUGCCGGUAUGCACUUUUAGGUUAUUUCAUGUAAUUUCUGCUACACUCCAUGGAAUCUUCUUUAAAAUAGGCACUUACCGUGCCUGAAUUAGUUACUUUUUCUCAAUGCCUUGGGUUCUUCAAAUGAAAUUUAUAAUUUGAG
Messenger RNA from Ipomoea nil (Japanese morning glory), 911 nucleotides. Its product is annotated as ADP-ribosylation factor. Lineage: Eukaryota; Viridiplantae; Streptophyta; Magnoliopsida; Solanales; Convolvulaceae. The coding region runs from base 105 to 650 and encodes 181 amino acids. Gene Ontology annotation, biological process: vesicle-mediated transport; intracellular protein transport. The transcript has 7 exons. Gene Ontology annotation, molecular function: GTP binding; GTPase activity. Gene Ontology annotation, cellular component: cytoplasm. The record is from RefSeq and is a predicted model, not a curated record.